This is a messenger RNA of Exophiala bonariae, 1773 nucleotides long. RefSeq lists its product as uncharacterized. Gene Ontology annotation, biological process: nucleosome assembly. NCBI's taxonomy places the organism in Eukaryota, Fungi, Ascomycota, Eurotiomycetes, Chaetothyriales, Herpotrichiellaceae. Gene Ontology annotation, cellular component: CAF-1 complex; nucleus. The coding region runs from base 1 to 1773 and encodes 590 amino acids. The record is from RefSeq and is a predicted model, not a curated record. The transcript is spliced from 2 exons.
AUGGAGACUCAAUCGCUUCCGUCACUGGCCCUUCCUGCCGAAACCGCUGAGCAGGUCACUCCUUCCUCCAAAAAGAGAAACUACGAAGGAACACUUGUCUCACAAGCAAACUCACUGAUACCUCCUCUCGACCAACAAGACUUGAGCUCAGUGGACUUCUCUCGUGCUGAUUCCCCACUAACUGAACUGGGUGCCACGCCUGCAGUCAGUCCUCAGAGGGAAGACAUGGCUCCGGAAUCCAAGAAGCGUAAACUCACCUUCGCUGAGCGGGAAGUGGAAAAGGCAGUCAAGAAAACUGAGAAGGAAGAGAAAGAGAAGCUGAAAGCUGAAGCUAAGGCGAAGAAAGACGAGGAGAAGAAGCGGAAGGACGAAGAAAGGGAAGCUACGCGUGCAGCCAAGGACGCCGUGAAAGCUGAGAGGCAGAAGGCGAAGGAUGCCGUCCAGCAAGAGAAGGAUGCCGAAAAGGCACGCAAAGAGGCCGAGGCUCUGAAGAAGCAAAAGAAUCAACUUCGUAUCGGUGCCUUCUUUGGUCGACCUGCUCUGGCGUCUACCCCUCCGACAACUCCCGAUGAUGUGUCACUUGGUGCUUCUAGCAGAAGAUCGUCAAUCGCAUCCAUCGACAUGGCUCCAUCUCUCAUUGCAAAUAGUCCUGUGCCAAAGUCAAAAAGUACCGAGUAUGACCAGUGGAUCUUGCCUUUCUUCGUCAAUGAACACACCGAGGUAGCUCCCGCCAACAGAUUUCAUUACAAGACAAGCAGUUUCAGCAAGGAAUUGUUGAUGAACCAAAGCAUCUCCCCAGAGAACAUCAGUACUCGAUUUGAACAGCGACGGAGGUCACGGAAAAUCAAAUCCGUCAAAGAAAUCGUCGAGAAAUCGGACCUAUCAUCAAAAGAGUCGAUUGAUCUCAUCGGAUUCAACGACGACCUCGAAUCAAUCCCAUACAAAUGUCUAUUCUUUUACCACGAUGUACGCCCGGCAUAUCAAGGAACAUAUACCAGAUUUGUCUCUCCACAAUCCAGUAGAAAGAUUGCUCGCAAUCCUACCUAUCGAGGCCUUCCCGAUACCAACUAUGACUACGACAGUGAAGCGGAAUGGCAAGAACCAGAAGAAGGAGAUGACGACCUGAUGGAUGAGGAUGAGCUAUCAGAAGACGAUGCUGGGGAAGAGGAAAUGGAUGAUUUCGUAGACGAUGACGGAGAACCUGUCAAGCGUCGACUAAUCAUGACUGAUAUGGAACCAAGAUCAACUGGUCUUUGCUGGGAGGACGCAGGCUCACCUUCUGCAAUCGAGAGCGAUUUGUCUUCAUAUCGAUUGGAUGUUCUCCACGACAGUGUUACGCUUCCUAUCGACCCAUAUUCCACCGCCCACUGGUCAGACAUCGGCAAAACCAGUCCAAAGAAGCGACCUCUCAACAGUCCAGCUGGCAUGCAACCACCACGUGUACCACUAAUGACACUUGACAACAACACGGCGAGCCUGGCCCCUCCUCCACCUGUUACAGGCUAUCCUAUUGUGUACGAUCAGAGCAAUGUCAAAAAGGCCCUGUCGAAGACAAAAGGUGCGCACGCAGCUUCUGGCAAGCCUGUCAAGACUAUUCCGUCAGAUCUCCUACCAGCUUUCAAGACUGCAGUGGAAGACAGCACCUUGUCAAAGGUGGGGUUGAUUGAGGUUCUCAAAAACCAAUUUCCCAAGUGCUCGAAAGAGGCCAUCAAGGAUACACUGUCCAACAUUGCUGUUCGCAACAGUUCCGAGAAGAAAUGGGUCCUCAUAUGA